AUUACAGUUACUGAGUCUGACAGUGGAGGAUACAGCUGCUUAGGUGGAAGAAACUCCACCUGGACAGAGUCGAGUGAUGUCAUCACAUUGAGAGUAAUAGCUCCUCCUGAGCCUACUGUGACCCUGCAGCCAUCCGGGACUCAGAUAUACAGCGGUGUGAUAUACAGAGGUGAGACAGUCACUGUCAGAUGUGAGAUUCAUGGAGGUGAUGGAGCUCAUUGGACGUAUGAAUGGAGUCCAGACAAGUUAAACACACCUCCAACAUCCAGAGAAUACACAAUCAGCGGUGCUACUGAGUCUGAUGGUGGAAGAUACAGCUGCCGGGGCAAAAGAGACUCGUCCUGGACAGAGUGGAGUGACAACAUCACAUUGACUGUAUUAUCUCCUAAGCCCACUGUGACCCUGCAGCCAUCCUGGCCUCAGAUAUACAGCGGUGAGACAGUCACUGUCAGAUGUGAGAUUCAUGGAGGUGAAGGAGCUCAGUGGACGUAUCAAUGGAGGCGAGACCGGUCAAACAUACAUGAAAAAUCCAAGGAAUACAGAAUCAUCAAAGCUACUAAGUCUCAUAGUGGAGGAUACAGCUGCAUAGGAAGAAGGGGAAAUUUCUACACACAGUGGAGUGACAUCAUCUCAUUAUCUGUAUCAUCUCCUCCUAAGCCUGCUGUGUUCCUGCAAUCCUCCUGGACUCAGAUAUACAGCAGUGAGACAGUCACUCUCAGAUGUGAGAUUCAAGGAGGUGAAGGAGCUCAGUGGACAUAUCAAUGGAGACAAAACAACCUGAACAAACCUCCAACAUCCAGUGAAUACAGAAUCAGCAGUGCUACUAAGUCUAACAGUGGAGGAUACAGCUGCCGGGGUAAAAGAGGUUCCUCCUGGACAGAGUGGAGUGAUAUCACCAAAUUAACUGUAUCAUGUAAGUUGGACAUAUUUCACCCUUUUUUAUUUAUAUUGCACAAAGUCUCAUCAAAAACACAACAAAAUACUUUGUCUUUCAAUCUUUUUAUUUUAGUAUCAAAAGUAGCGUAAAAAUAUUUUUUAAGUUUCACACAUUAAUUUCUGUAAAACUGAACUGCACGUCUUUGGACUGCAGGAGGAAGCCUUUGGACCCACACAGACACACACGGGGGAA
Molecule: messenger RNA, 1129 nt
Organism: Haplochromis burtoni (Burton's mouthbrooder)
Lineage: Eukaryota; Metazoa; Chordata; Actinopteri; Cichliformes; Cichlidae
Product: B-cell receptor CD22-like
Exons: 4
Biological process (GO): cell surface receptor signaling pathway
Molecular function (GO): transmembrane signaling receptor activity
Source: RefSeq, a predicted model, not a curated record